Molecule: messenger RNA, 756 nt
Organism: Hypomesus transpacificus
Lineage: Eukaryota; Metazoa; Chordata; Actinopteri; Osmeriformes; Osmeridae
Product: integumentary mucin C.1-like
Exons: 1
Source: RefSeq, a predicted model, not a curated record
ACAGCUUCUCCCACUACAACCACAGAUGCUCCCACUACAACCACAGCUGCUCUGACUACAACCACAGCUGCGCCAACCACCACCCCAGCUGCCCCUACAACCACCACAGCUGCUCCCACUACAACCACAGCUGCCCCCACAACUACAACAGAGGCUCCUACAACUACAUCAACUGCACCUACAACUACAACAGCUUCUCCCACUACAACCACAGCUGCCCCUACAACUACCACAGCUUCUCCCACUACAACCACAGCUGCUCCCAAUACAACCUCAGCUGCCCCCACAACUACCACAGAGGCUCCAACAACAACCACAGCUGCUCCCACUAUAACCACGGAUGCUCAAACAAAAACCACAGCUGCUCCCACUACAACCACAGCUGCUCCCACUACAACCACAGCUUCUCCCACUACAACCACAGCUGCACCUACAACUACCACAGAGGCUCCAACAACAACCACAGCUGCUCACACUAUAACCACUGAUGCUCCAAUAACAACCACAGCUGCUCCCACUACAGCCACAGCUACUCCCACUACAACCACAGCUGCCCCUACAACUACAACAGCUGCUCCCCCUACAACCACAGCUGCCCCUACAACUACCACAGAGGGUCCAAAUACAACCACAGCUGCUCCCACUACAACCACAGCUGUCCCAACAACAACAACAGCUGCUGCCAUUACAACCACAGCUGAACCUAUAACUACAACAGCUGCUCCCACUACAACCACAGCUGCUCCCACUACAACC